CGCGAGCCGCGAGGAGAAGCCGCUGUAUUUCCUGUCGCUCCUGACGCGAGGCGGGCGCGAGCUUGGAGACAUGUAAAGAUGGCGGAGCUGGAGAUGCUGCUGGAAGAAGAGAUUCCCGCGGGUCGCAGGGCGUUACUGGACAGCUUUACCAAUCUCGAAAGAGUCGCAGAAUAUUGUGAAAGCAACUACGUCCAGGCUCCAGACAAGCACAUCGCUCUUGAGGAAACCAAGAACUACACAACUCAGUCCCUGGCCAGUGUGGCCUACCUGAUCAACACCCUUGCCAACAAUGUGCUCCAAAUGCUCGAUAUUCAGGCGUCCCAGCUGCGCCGUAUGGAGUCCUCCAUCAACCACAUCUCUCAGACUGUGGAUAUCCACAAAGAAAAAGUGGCAAGACGGGAGAUCGGAAUUCUCACGACCAAUAAGAACACCUCUCGCACCCAUAAAAUCAUUGCUCCCGGCAAUCUCGAAAGGCCUGUGCGGUACAUUCGCAAACCUCUCGACUACAGCAUCCUGGAUGACAUCGGUCAUGGUGUGAAGUGGUUGCUUAGGUUCAAGGUCAGCAACCAGAACAUGAAGAUGGGCGGUCUGUCUCGCACCACACCUCCCACACAGAAACCACCCAGCCCCCCGAUGCCAGGCAAAGGCACCCUAGGGAGACACUCCCCCUACAGAACACUUGAACCCGUGCGUCCUCCCGUUGUACCUAAUGAUUACAUCUCAAGCCCCACACGUAAUCUGGCUCAGAGUCCCGUACGCACGGCGUCUGUCAAUCAGAGGAACCGGACUUACAGCGGCAGCAGUGGAGGCAGUCAUCCCAGCAGUCGCAGCAGCAGUCGUGAGAACAGUGGCAGUGGAAGUGUGGGGGUCCCUAUCGCCGUGCCCACACCCUCUCCACCCAGCGCCUUUCCAGCUGCGGUAAGUGUUGACCUCGCCAGCACACCCUCAGCUCCAACUAACUCCACCCAACCUUCUGUCACUUCCUCUAAUUUGACUCUCACCCAACCCUCACCCAACCCAACCGAGUCUGUCACCACCCACCCUGACAUUACUGACAGCUCUCUGGCCGCAGCUAAGGGCUCUCCUCCCUCUCAACCACCUCUCACUACAGCUGCAGAUAAUGUGGCACCAGUCACCAACACCAGCCCUGUGACAGGCAGUCAUCAGUUCUUCAGCAUGAACAGGCCGGUCACCAGACAGAUAUCACCAGCUGUGGGGGGAUCGCUGCCGUAUCGCCGGUCGCCCUCAAUUACAGGCCAAGCUUCCAUGCCCUCCAGCCAGCAGAACGGUGGUCCCUAUUACAGUCAGAACCAAGCCUCAGUGGUCCCUCCUCCCCCUUCCGUACUGCAGAUCACACCUCAGCUUCCGCUGACGGGUUUUGUGGCUCGAGUACAGGAAACCAAGACACCUCACCCCGCAGAAGAGCCAUGUGAGGAGAAACGUCCUCCUCCUUCAGAGGAAUAUGAGGAAGAGUCUGCUGUGGUAGAAUACAGUGACCCGUACGCUGAAGAAGAUCCACCCUGGGCUCCACAGACUUACCUGGAGAAAGUGGUGGCGAUCUACGAGUACAACCAAGACAAAGAAGAUGAGCUGUCUUUCCAGGAGGGGUCUAUCAUCUAUGUCAUUAGGAAGAACGAUGACGGCUGGUAUGAAGGAGUGAUUAACUGCACGACCGGACUCUUCCCUGGAAACUACGUGGAGUCCAUCAUGCACAACACAGAGUGAGCGUGUCAGCUGUCCUUCAUCCCUCUCGAAGAGUUUUUCUUUAUAGAGCACAUGUGCCAAUAACAAGCUGAGCUCGAACACGACUAUUGCACCGUGGACUUGAACACACUUAUUCGAGAUAUUAUAUAUAUUAACAUUGAAAGCUAAUAUGUUUACUGUUUAUAUGAAGGAUGACUUUGAUGUUCAGGAUGUGCAUAAGCUAGAGUUGAAGUUGUUGUUGCCGUUGUUGUCGUUAUAAUGUUUUCCAUUGCACAAGGUGAUGUUAGCACAGCGGCUGACUGAAUUCUGUUAAAUGGACUCUAUUCUCCAACCGUCUUUCAAAAAGGGAUUUCAUUUCAUUGUAAUUAAGGGGAACAUGGAGCUGAACGGAGGAGGGAAUACAGAAACGCAGCUUUCUAUUUAUUUGUGAAUUUUUAAUCUUUGUAACGUGUUUAAUUUUAAUACUCUUUUCAUUAUCUCAUUAAAAGACUUUUCUUUGGGUA
This is a messenger RNA of Triplophysa dalaica, 2207 nucleotides long. It is a transcript of the gene abi2a, whose product is annotated as abl-interactor 2a. Gene Ontology annotation, cellular component: lamellipodium. Gene Ontology annotation, molecular function: SH3 domain binding. The transcript has 12 exons. Lineage: Eukaryota; Metazoa; Chordata; Actinopteri; Cypriniformes; Nemacheilidae. The coding region runs from base 79 to 1725 and encodes 548 amino acids. The record is from RefSeq and is a predicted model, not a curated record.